Molecule: messenger RNA, 411 nt
Organism: Emys orbicularis (European pond turtle)
Lineage: Eukaryota; Metazoa; Chordata; Testudines; Emydidae
Gene: PIRT
Product: phosphoinositide interacting regulator of transient receptor potential channels
Exons: 1
Coding region: 1-411 (136 amino acids)
Biological process (GO): positive regulation of cation channel activity; phosphatidylinositol-mediated signaling
Cellular component (GO): plasma membrane
Molecular function (GO): phosphatidylinositol bisphosphate binding; transmembrane transporter binding
Source: RefSeq, a predicted model, not a curated record
AUGCCCAGCACCAUGGAGACCCACCCCAAGAGCCUGGAUGGGAGUGAAAAGUCCCCUGAAUCCAAGGAUUUGAUUACUAGCAACACGGCCAGCACGCUGUGCAUCAGCUCCAGGAGUGAGUCCGUCUGGACCAACACGCCCAGGAACAAGUGGGAGAUCUACCACAAGCCCAUCGUGGUGGUUUCUGUCGGAGGCGCCAUCUUCCUCUUUGGAGUGGUGGUUACCAGCCUGUCCUGCUUCAUAGAGACCAAUAAAAAUGUUUACAAAAUGUGCGGCCCGGCUUUCCUGUCCCUGGGGCUGAUGCUCCUGGUUUGCGGCUUCGUCUGGAUCCCCGUCAUCCGGAAGAAGCAGCGGCAGAGACAGAAGUCACACUUCUUUCAGAACAUCAAGUCAUUCUUCUUUAACCGCUGA